Molecule: messenger RNA, 672 nt
Organism: Cetraspora pellucida
Lineage: Eukaryota; Fungi; Glomeromycota; Glomeromycetes; Diversisporales; Gigasporaceae
Source: the annotation of a GenBank genome assembly
AUGAAUACACAUCUAUUAUUUAAUAGUAUAUUUGAAGAAACUCAUAAUGAAAUAAAAGAUUUAAAUUAUGAGUUAAAUCAGUUACAAGAGAUAUAUCAGGCAAAAUAUAAUUUAGAUGACAAUGAAUCAGAUAACAACGAAGAUAAUUGCCAAUGUUCAACAUCAGAUUUAUUAUUAAAUAAUAUUGAUGAGUUAGACGAUUAUUUUACUUUACAGCAAAUUAAAGAAUUUCAAAAAAUUUUUUUUCAGAAUUCAAUACAAUACUCUAAAGAAUGUAAUAUCAAGCAGCAACAAUGUUUAAAAAAAUAUGAUGAUGAGGCUUUUUUAACAAAACUUAACCAAAAAAAUUGUUGCAAAGAAAAUUGUCUUUCAACUAAAGUUAAUCCAGAAACAGCACUUAAUAGAUUUUAUAAAAUUAAAGCAAUGUCACAGUCCGAAAUGAAUAUGUAUUUUUUAGGAAUGAUUGACGGAAGCAUUAAAAUCCCCAAAUCCAAAUAUGCAUCAAAAGCAUCAAAGUUAUAUUUAGUAACAAGUUAUAAUUUUUCAGGGGCUUCAAUUUGUCAAGUAGCUUGGUUAACAAUUCAUGGAAUAGGUAAAACAAAGUGGGAAGCUUUACGUACAUAUUAUCAAAAUCACGGACUUAAGCCAAAAAUUCAUGCACUUACUAGUUAA